CCCAACUUAGACAUGCCAAAAGGUAAACUGAAAAUGCCAGAGCUUCAUACUCCAGACUGGGAUGUUGAUGGUCCUUCAGGAAAUUUGAAAUCUCCUAAAUUCAAUCUUUCAGGUACUUUACCAAAAGGACCAAACAUGGACAUUAACACAGAUCUGAAAUCACCAGACUUUAGUCUGAAAGCUCCUAAGAUAAAGGGUGGAAUUGAUGCCCCUGACUUGGACUUGCCUAAUAUGGACCUUAAAGCUCCCAAGUUCAAUGUGAAUACUCCAGAUGUCAACAUUGGAUCACCCAAAGCAAAAUUUAAAAUGCCCAAAUUUAAAAUGCCCAAAUUUAACGUCCCAAGCCUAAAAGGACCUGAGAUUGAUGGAAAUUUAGAUGGUCCAGAUGUUAAGGUAAAUGUACCCAAUGUUAAUCUUAAAGGUCCUAAAGCUGAUGUAGGAAUGCCAGAUCUUGAUAUUUCUGGUCCGUCUGGAAAAUUCAAAAAGCCAAAUUUUAACCUGCCUGAUUUUGGUCUUUCGGGUCCAAAGUUAGAUGGCCCUAACUUGGACCUGAAAUCACCUGACCUAGAUAUCUCUGGUCCCAAUCUCAGUGGUGGAAUAAAUGCACCAGACAUAAAGAUGCCCAAGGUUGAUCUUAAAAGCCCCAAACUGGACCUCAAUACCCCAAAGCUCAACUUAGACAUGCCAUCAGGGAAACUGGAGAUGCCAAAACUGGCAAAACCAAAGGCAGAGCUUCAUGCUCCAGACUGGGAUGUUAAUGCUCCGUCAGGAAAAUUGAAAUCUCCUAAAUUCAAUCUUUCAGGUACUUUACCAAAAGGACCAAACAUGGACAUUAACACAGAUCUGAAAUCACCAGACUUUAGUCUGAAAGCUCCUAAGAUAAAGGGUGGAAUUGAUGCCCCUGACUUGGACUUGCCUAAUAUGGACCUUAAAGCUCCCAAGUUCAAUGUGAAUACUCCAGAUGUCAACAUUGGAUCACCCAAAGCAAAAUUUAAAAUGCCCAAAUUUAAAAUGCCCAAAUUUAACGUCCCAAGCCUAAAAGGACCUGAGAUUGAUGGAAAUUUAGAUGGUCCAGAUGUUAAUGUAAAUGUACCCAAUGUUAAUCUUAAAGGUCCUAAAGCUGAUGUAGGAAUGCCAGAUCUUGAUAUUUCUGGUCCGUCUGGAAAAUUCAAAAAGCCAAAUUUUAACCUGCCUGAUUUUGGUCUUUCGGGUCCAAAGUUAGAUGGCCCUAACUUGGACCUGAAAUCACCUGACCUAGAUAUCUCUGGUCCCAAUCUCAGUGGUGGAAUAAAUGCACCAGACAUAAAGAUGCCCAAGGUUGAUCUUAAAAGCCCCAAACUGGACCUCAAUACCCCAAAACUAAACUUGGACAUGCCAUCAGGGAAACUGAAGAUGCCAAAACUGGCAAAACCAAAGGCAGAGCUUCAUGCUCCAGGCUCCAAAAAGCCACAUUUGAAGAUGCCUGGUAUGGGGUUUUCUGGUCCAAACUUUGACCUCAAGUCACCAGAUCUUAAGGCCGAAUUACCGAAAGGACCAAAUUUAAACAUGAAUUCAGACCUGAAAACUAAGGAUUUGAAUCUCAAAGCUCCAAAGAUGAAAGGUGGUAUAGAGGCCCCCAAAUUAGGCUUACCAAACAUGGACCUUAAAGCUCCCAAUUUAGAUAUGAACACUCCAGAUGUCAAUGUUGGUUUCCCUAAUGCAAAUUUCAAAAAGCCCAAAAUCAAGAUGCCAAAAGGCCCUAAUGUUGACAUAAAUGGGGACCUACAGGGGCCUGACCUAAAUAUCCCAAAUGUAGAUGUUAAUGGCCAAAAAGGAAAAUUUAAAAUGCCAAGUUUAAAUGCACCAGAACUCAGUCUCUCUGGACCUAAGGCAAGAACACCAGACAUUAAUCUUUCAGGCCCUAAACUGAAAGGCCCUGGUUUAAGUAUGCCAGACUUGCCGGAUGCCAGGUUCAAAGGUCCCAAGUUAGACCUCAAUGCAAAACGUCCUGAUCUAGGAAUAAGUGGUAACAUAGAGUCGCCUGACAUCUUUACUGACUUUACUACCCCUCAAGUCAGAGGAGGAAUAAGAGGUCCAGAUGCUGACAUGACUGUACCCUCAGGAAACUUCCAGAAUCCUCAGACUGAUCUUGAUUUGGCAGACAGAAAAUUCAAACUUCCUUCUUUCAAGCUGCCUCAGUUUGGAGGCUCAGAUCUUAAUAGGGCAUCAUCUGAUAUUGACUUUAGUGCAUCAUCGAGACCAACAAAGCUGAAUAUUUCUCCUCCAAAUGCAAAACUAAAUAUGAAACAACAAGAGUUUCAUGGGGAUUUCACAGGACCAAAUGUUAGUGCACCAAACAUGGACCUCAGCAUGCCGACAGCAGAAAUGCAGAAUCCACAGCUGCAUUUAAAAUCUCCACAUCUUGACAUUGAUGAUCCUUCACUAGAUUUCAAAGGGGGUUCUUAUAAGAAGCGCAGAUCAGAUACCGCAGGGGUAAACAUGAGAAUGCCUACCCUAGACAUAGAUGGAGAUCCCAGACUUCGUCACACUAAUAGACAGUCACCUAGGACCAAAGUAAGGUCCAGCUACCCUAUGGUGGAUGCUCAUUUAGAUCACCACAUUGAUUACAACCAUUCAGAUCUCAAUAUUGAUGAUUUCACAGAAAUGGAUCAUGUGCCUAGAGCCAGAGGUUCAAAACUGGACCUUAAGGCACCGUCAGGUAUUAAUAUUGACAUGAGGGACCCCAGACAUACCGGAAGAAUUCCUCCUGGUAAUAUUAAUAUAUCGUCAAAGCACCAGAGAACAAAGCAGCCAACACCUAAUGCACAUUUGUCUGAAGAUCCAAGAAUAAGGGUACCUGACACUCAAGAUGGAUACUAUGUCACUGCUUUUCAAACUGAAGCACAAAAUCAAAGAAUGCCAAACCGCAAAUAUAACACACUUGGGGGGCCUGAUUUUCCUCUAAGAAAUAUGGACCUUGAAGUACCAGGUGAAAAUGACCAAAAAGGGUCAACUUUCUUUUUCUCCAACCUCAUGUAGCUUUUAAACCACUGAUGUUUCCAUAAGCAUACCAAAGGUUUAAUUUAGUGUGCUUUUUAUAUUUGGUUUAUUUAUUGUGACUGUUGUGUGAUAUUGUAUGAUUAAUGCAUAUUCAUUUGUUUUUUUUUUUAUAUAAGUCAAUCUUGUUGUUUUCUAUGAUGCAAGCUACAUUACAAUGCAAAAUGUUUGCACUUUUUUUAUAUGUAAGUUUAAACUUUUCACAUUUUGUAAUUUGCGCAAUACAGUACUCAUUUGAAAAGUAUCUAUGUACAGAAAAGUUAAGUUGUGGCACCCAACACCUCCAAAAUCCCCACAUUUUUAUGUUUACUACUGAUUUUGGUACUCACUUUUUUUAAAAUAGAUUUUAGGCUACUUAGAAAAAAUGAAAGGGUGCAAGUUGUUUUGUAAUAUAUUAACUGAAUGUUAAUAUAUCCAAAGUUAUAUUUUAUAUUAAUUGGGUAUGUGUACAAUUGAGUUUAUGUAAUUUUUGUCAACAGUUUUAAGCAAUAACAUUAUAAAUGAAGUUCACAAUAUUUUAGGCUGUUUUAAAAGUCACUAUUUAGUGAUUGAAACUGGUUAAGUUCUGUGUGUGUAGCAUGAAGAGACUACAAACUUUCUUUUCAUUAUACACUCUUGGGUUGUAUAAUGAUAAAUAAACUACCUUGAAA
Micropterus dolomieu (smallmouth bass) is the source of this 3686-nucleotide messenger RNA. RefSeq names its product neuroblast differentiation-associated protein AHNAK. NCBI's taxonomy places the organism in Eukaryota, Metazoa, Chordata, Actinopteri, Centrarchiformes, Centrarchidae. Gene Ontology annotation, cellular component: nucleus; costamere; cytoplasm. The record is from RefSeq and is a predicted model, not a curated record. The transcript is spliced from 2 exons. The coding region runs from base 13 to 3018 and encodes 1001 amino acids. Gene Ontology annotation, biological process: regulation of RNA splicing.